AUGGCUGUGAAUACCCGGGCCAAGUGGGCUUUGCUGAAUCCUGCCCAGAGGUGCCUGUACAGAGACGUGAUGCUGGAGGCCUGCAGGCACCUGGCCUUCGUGGAGGGUUUCUCUACCGGAAAAGACAGUGGUCAUCUUCGGCAUGUCUUGGAGAAUAAGUUGUUCAGUGAAGACAGCACUGUGGGGUUCAUGAGCAAUGAUCCCUGCAGUCGUUUAGGAGAGACGCCGAUGUUCCCUGAUGCUGGUGACCAGCACCAAACCCAGAAGCAGCAACAGAAAAACCUCUUGCCAAAGAGUCUUGGUAAUGGUCAGGAACCUCCCGCGCAUGCCAGAGGAACUGCAAGGAGGAUUCGAAGCCUUUCUGCACGCCAGAGUCCUGCUGCUGCUUUUUCUGCGGAGUGUUCUUCCCCCCAGCACCUCCCAACACUUUCCCACGGUUCUCGCUCACAGCUGAGUAAGCACAGCCAGACCCACACCGGGGAGAGGCCGUAUGAAUGUGAGCAGUGUGGGAAACGUUUCAGGACUCCCACGGACCUGCGUAAGCACAUUCAGACCCACACAGAGGAGAGGCCAUAUGACUGCGAGCAGUGUGGGAAAAGCUUUAGGACUUGCUCAGACAUGCAUAAGCACAGCCAGAUCCACACUGGGGAGAGGCCUCCAGACACCCUCCAGGGCCACCUGGUGACGCACACGACCCAGAGUCCCUUCCAGUGUCCUAAGUGCGACAAGGCCUACCGAUGGCGCUCCUCCUUCGCACAUCACCUACAGGCGCACAAGACGAACCAGCCUCUCAUCUGUGGGGAGUGUGGCAGUGUCUUCAGCAACCCCCUGCACCUCCGGCAGCAUGUCAGGAGGCAUAUCGAGAGGCAACCAUUUGUGUGCCACUGCGGGCAGGAGUUUACCCGGGUUGAAGCCCUGCAUACCCAUGUCCGCCGAAUGCACAGUGGAGAGAAGCACUGA
This is a messenger RNA of Sorex araneus (European shrew), 960 nucleotides long. Its product is annotated as zinc finger protein 124-like. Gene Ontology annotation, molecular function: DNA-binding transcription repressor activity, RNA polymerase II-specific. Bases 1 to 960 code for a protein of 319 amino acids. The transcript is spliced from 2 exons. Lineage: Eukaryota; Metazoa; Chordata; Mammalia; Eulipotyphla; Soricidae. The record is from RefSeq and is a predicted model, not a curated record. Gene Ontology annotation, biological process: negative regulation of transcription by RNA polymerase II.